AAUUUCUGCUCAAGGAGGCCCAUUCAGUCCACACAAAGUUCUUGUUCCUGGGGAAGUGGAACAUUUCGCACUCACCAUCGUUCCAGUAUUAGUUUGAAGUUCCAGUGUGUCUAAUUGUGUGAUACGAAAGCAAUCAGGUGGCGAGGAUCUGUAGAACCACCAUGUCAAAUCCAGGGGCGAGUGUUGCUGAGACAAUCGUCAGUGAAGAGCAUGGAAUGGCGGAGGAGAGGGUUGUGGAUCAAACUGCAGGUGAUCGGUACCGCGAUCAUUUGUGUGGCGCGGGUGAGGAACGGACUGCUUGGAGACAUGGGAGCGCUCCACAAUACGAUGUUGUGAACGCUCUGUUUGAGAAAGGGCGCACUCAAGUGUGGCCGAAAGGAUCUCUUGAGGAAGUGGUGCAAAACCUGGUGAAGACUUGGGAGAUGGAACUCUCUCACAAGAUCAAAGUGAGCGACUUCAAGACUAUUGACCAAGAGAAAUUCCGCAUCUCUGUAAACGGAGGCCCCAAGCUUUCUGCUGCCGAAACUCUACAAGUGGGCAGCUACAAUGCUCUGCUGGCCACGAGUAGUGUCAACGGAGACGACGCGACGUACCAGGCUUCGAAGGAGACUUUUGAAUCGUCACACGACAUUUUCCGCACGGCGUUUCCAGGGGGGUUCGCAUGGGAAGUCCAAGCUGUAUACUCUCCUCCUCCGGUGGUGGUCAUGAAAUUCAGACAUUGGGGAGUCAUGGAGGGGCCUUUCAAAGGCCAUGCUCCCACUGGCGCCGUGGUCGAUUCAAUAGGCAUCUGUGUGGCUAAGGUAGACGAGAACCUGAAAAUAGUGGAGCUCGAGGUGUACUACGACAGUGCAGCAUUUCUCGGUGGCCUUACAAAAGGACCGAAAGCAGAGAGCUAUACAGUGUACCAGAAGGGUACAGAGGGUUGUCCAUACCUCAAUCAUGGCCGUCUCGAAUAACAUAACCAACAUCUGUCAACCAUGGUUCCCAUCACUGCUGAUAUCUGACCGCAUGAUCGAUGCAAGCCUGACGCCAUCUCCUCUCGUCGAGGCACAGGACUGAAGCUUGUGAACUUGGUAGACCCGCCGCACCGACUCUAGGAUGGCCUAGCUUCAGUAGCUACUGAUACCCGGAUGGGAACAACGGAGUGCGUGCCCCGUUUCCACAUCCGGGUAUAAUAAUGGACCACUCACUGGGUGAAGUUAUCUGGCAAGCGGAUCCAGACCAAAAGGGAGGUAGCAGAGGCAUAUUUAGACUUUUCCUGUCAAAUUGAAUGCUUCUGCUGGAUUUCUUCUUGUUCAUCUUGUCAGAACCAUAAUUGAUUCAAUGGAAGGAACUCCGUUUCUUUGAUGGUGUUCUGGGGUUUUCAUCAUA
Physcomitrium patens is the source of this 1371-nucleotide messenger RNA. Its product is annotated as pathogen-related protein. Lineage: Eukaryota; Viridiplantae; Streptophyta; Bryopsida; Funariales; Funariaceae. The record is from RefSeq and is a predicted model, not a curated record.